CUGAAAAUUUCUUGAUGCUGAUAAGAAUGUAAAAGUAAAACUUCUGAGUUUACAGUUUUUAGUUAACGACGGCUAGCCUCGUUCCGAACAGAACAGCGGACUGCUAGGGUUUAAGCUUAGGGUUUCGCUUCCUUCUCCGGAACUGCUUUGCAAUGGCGAAGCCCGGACGGCCUCGACCUGCAACUUCUUCUGGCUCCCGUUCCCGCUCCCGAUCCGUUUCAUCUCAUUCGCGCUCCUACUCAGGCUCGGAUUCCCGCUCGAGGUCGCGCUCACGCGCUCGUUCGAAGUCCUUGAGUUCGUCCUCUUCGCCCAGUGAGAGCUCCCGGAGUCGUUCUCCUCCUCCUCAGAGAAGAAGUCCUCCUGCAGCUGGAAGAAGAGGCCGUUCUCGAUCACCACCACCUAAACGAGCCUCACCCCCAAGGAAAGUAUCUCCACCUGUUAUUGAAUCUGUUGUUCUCCACAUUGAUCAUCUAUCAAGGAAUGUCAACGAGGCACAUUUAAAAGAGAUAUUUAGUAAUUUUGGUGAGUUGGUCAAUGUGGAGCUUUCAAUGGACAGAAAUGUCAACCUUCCCCGGGGUUAUGGUUAUGUUGAAUUCAAGAAGAGAACAGAUGCUGAGAAAGCCCGUCUUCACAUGGAUGGUGGUCAAAUUGAUGGAAAUGUGGUGUCAGUAAAGUUUACUUUAGCACAGCGGCAGAAGAUUUCUUCACCCCCAAAGGUGAUUCCUCCUCCAAAAAGGGAAGCACCUCAACGGGAUAAGAUACUUCCUGGACCUGAGAAAGAAGUUCCAUCCCGUCUAAGGGAGUCUUCUCCACGUCGUAGACCACCAUCACCGCCGCCACGAAGGCGAUCUCCUGUUGCAGUUCGUCGCCCUGAUUCACCUAGGCGUCGACCUGAUUCUCCUCCUCGCCGCCGUCUGGAUUCUCCAGUACACCGUCGAGCAGAUUCUCCUCCUCAUCGCCGUGGAGAAACACCACCUCGCAGAAGGGCUGCUUCUCCCAUUAGGAGACGCUCGCCCUCUCCCAGGCGGCUUAGAUCACCUGCACGUGUUUCCCCACGAAGGCUACGUGGCAGUCCUCCCCGCAAGCGCUCUCCAGUACCUCUCAGGCGGAGAUCACCAUUAACAAGGAGAGCUAGGAGUCCACCAAGGAGAUCACCUCCAAUGCGCCGUCGUAGCCGUUCGCCUAUUCGGAGACCUGCUCGUUCCCGUUCUAGGUCAGUGUCUCCCCGCAGCAGGGGCGUUCGAGCACCUCCAAGACGAGGUAGAUCUUCAUCCUUCUCCAGAUCACCUAGUCCUCGGAAGGGACCUCGCAACGUAGCCAAAAGUCGCAGUCCAAGAAGACCUGCUAGAGGAAGAUCCGUCAGCAACAGUCCCAGCAGCAGCUCUGCCUCUCCCAAAGGACCUAAACCUUAAUAUGUGACUCGCAGUAAAGCAGGUAAGCUCUCUCUCUCUCUCUCUCUCUCUCUCUCUCUGGCCAACCCCGCCCCUCUCUCUCUCUCUCCAGCCCCCCACUCCAUGUCAACCCUUGUAAGUCCUUGGGUACACCCUCUACCUGCGAAUUCUACUAGUUUUGCGGCGGUGUUCUGAUGCUGGAAGACUUUUUUUUUUAACCAGUUACCAUUUAUUUUGAAAUUGUUUUGGCCAAAGAACUUUAGUUCGAAAACUAUGUGGCAACUCUUUA
Molecule: messenger RNA, 1680 nt
Organism: Phalaenopsis equestris
Lineage: Eukaryota; Viridiplantae; Streptophyta; Magnoliopsida; Asparagales; Orchidaceae
Product: serine/arginine-rich splicing factor SR45
Exons: 12
Coding region: 153-1412 (419 amino acids)
Biological process (GO): mRNA splicing, via spliceosome
Cellular component (GO): cytoplasm; nucleoplasm; ASAP complex
Molecular function (GO): RNA binding
Source: RefSeq, a predicted model, not a curated record